ACACCCACCAUCAUCGAAUACCACGCCACUCUCCCCCCGUCCGCAUCUCCGUUCAUGGCGCCAGCAUCAAUGUCGGGCUCCAGAAUGCCACGCACGUCAUCGCGCUGCAUGCGGCCGUCGCCUUUGUUUGCUCACUUUUCUUUGUGCGACACGCUAAUCAGUCCGCCGCCGCUAUCGCUGGACAGAGUCGCAUCCUCGCUCCAUUCACGACCACCAAAUGCCGCCCAAAACGCCCGUUGGGAGGCCCUCGCCGGGACGGGCAUACGAUGAGCCCUCAGGAAGUUUACGUCGGCGCCCUCGCCCAUGGUCCCAGCAACCCCUUCUCCGCCGCCUCGCGCUACUCCACGCCCGGCACUGGCGCCGAAACUACCUCCUCGCAACCGGCCUUCUCCUCAUCGUCUCCAUUUCCACCUUCCUCCUCGCGAACCUCUUCAACUACCGCGACCGACCCCCGCUCCUGCCCCCCUCCGUCUAUCGCGAACUUGGCAUCAACCACACCUGCACGCCGACCUGGCUCUUCUACCCAGACUACUUUGCCGUCCUCCAGCUCCCUGCUCCCCCGAAGCUCCUCCCCGAGCUACUGCCGCCAAAGAGAACCGUGCACCGAGCAUAUAAAAGGACAGUGACGUGCUGGGACCCGAGCAAGUGGAGUCGACAUCCUGGACUCAGCAGGAGCGAUCUUGAGCUGGUCAAUACGUUGAUGAAGGAUAGCGCGGAUAAGCUGGCUCUUGGAGAGGACUACCCCAGAGUUGUUCGCGAGUCGCUGAUGACACAUCGAGAUCACGAGCGCCGGAAAGCGGAGCGGCGUAACGACCGCCUAACGCCGACCGAAUACUGGAAUACUACGGUGAAGACCUCGCUGCCGUCCUUCGCGCCUCAAUGCCGAUAUGAGUGUGGAUUUGGCGAAGCGGUGUCGCGGUUUUGGAAAGAGAUGUGGACGCCGUACUGGAGGCUCCCCAAAGACAUCAAGAGCGCCGCCGAGCUAGGGGGCUAUUGUCCGCCGUGCAGUUUUAAGAGAGCGACGGUAUCGUGGUCGCGCUUUCAGAGGAAAGAGGAGCUGCUGCCUCCUGUCACUCAUUUGUUCUGGUACAGCAACGAAGUGCAGAGCGCCGCGGCACAGAGCUUGAUGUGGGCGUGGCUGCUAUACUGGGCACGUCGGGAUACGAACUUCAUUACGGUAGACACGAUGAGGUGUGAGAUGCGCAGCACGGAGAGAAUUAACGGUGUUAAGGAUGGGUGGUUUACAAUCAACGUGUGGGACUUCUGUGCGGAUAGGGAGGAUGACGAGGACUUGGCUGGCUGGAGAGAGUUCGUGGAUUUGGUUAAGCAGGAUGAGGAGGACCUGGAUCAGUGGAAUGCGCACAGAGUUAGGGACGCGGGGCUUGAGAGCCCGUGGCUCCGGCGGCUCUGGCCAGCUGGUUAAACGUGCUGACGUGUUGCGCGGCAGGACAUUAUCAUCAAUGCAUAUCCUAUGCCAUCCAGAUUGCUCGGAUUAAGGUAUAUCCUGCUCACUGCUGAUGCCGUUCUGGAGCCCCUUUUCCGCUGGCACAGUAAGGUGUCCAAGCAUGUUUCGAUAAUAGAGUAGAGAUAGAGGAGGAUUUUAUUUGGUAGAUGUUUGGAGAUUAAAGGACCCUGGGAUACAGCUUUGGUAGGGGAAUGAGAGUAUGGCGGCGACCUGGGGACGCUUGGGUACGUGCAUGUGUAUUAGCAC
Trematosphaeria pertusa is the source of this 1711-nucleotide messenger RNA. RefSeq lists its product as uncharacterized. NCBI's taxonomy places the organism in Eukaryota, Fungi, Ascomycota, Dothideomycetes, Pleosporales, Trematosphaeriaceae. The record is from RefSeq and is a predicted model, not a curated record. The transcript has a single exon. The coding region runs from base 218 to 1423 and encodes 401 amino acids.